AUGAGGCUUAUUCUUUUAAUAAUCUGUGUUUGUAUCUCUUAUUCUUUUGCGGAUCGCACACCCUGGUCCGAUGACCUAGAACAUACUUUGGCAAUCGGACUGGAGAACACUGCUUCUAACGAUCUACCUCCCCUUCGUUAUAUGCCUACGACGAAUAGUUACUUUUGGGAUACCGAUGUAAAGUGGAGCGACAUGAAAGACUUUGUGAAGCUCGUUUCAUCAUCUUAUACCAAUAGCAUGACCUUAGAAGAGGCAGACUUCACCAACAUUGUACUUGAUGCCAUUGAUCCUUUGAAAAGCAGAGCAUACAAAAAUAUUCACAAGAAUGGCGUAUCUCAUAAUAAACUAAAUACAGGGAAUGAAAGUACUUCGAUUAUCAACCUUAUAUCUGACACUUUACUUGGUGGCACCAAUCUGUUAUUAUCCCGACUACCCUUCUCAAAGAAAUGGAGUAAACGCAAUACGACUACCCCAUCAAAUCCUAUUUUUGAAUGUUCUAUCGAUUCAUUUAACAAAUUAAGUGUGGGCUGGUGGGUAUCUUGGUUUCAAGCAAAAGAUACGGCUGAUACUAAUAGUGUUUAUAUCGUAGCUGUUUCACCACGAAAAACUCAGCAAACGUCUAUGAAAGAAACCACCAUUGCUUUCUCAAAAGAAAUAAAGGAAUGGAUUAUGGAUCAGGCGCACAAAGAAAGUUCAGCAUCAUGGUGUAGUAAGAAUCAACCUGAUCAAGAAUGGCAAGCUGAUUUCCGUUUUUUGAAAUGGAAUGAUAUGUACUUUUUUCAACAAAAUAUAUGGGAUAUACCAUGUGAAUCUGUUUAA
Molecule: messenger RNA, 819 nt
Organism: Saccharomyces eubayanus
Lineage: Eukaryota; Fungi; Ascomycota; Saccharomycetes; Saccharomycetales; Saccharomycetaceae
Exons: 1
Coding region: 1-819 (272 amino acids)
Source: RefSeq, a predicted model, not a curated record